This is a messenger RNA of Thlaspi arvense, 2231 nucleotides long. The record is from the annotation of a GenBank genome assembly. NCBI's taxonomy places the organism in Eukaryota, Viridiplantae, Streptophyta, Magnoliopsida, Brassicales, Brassicaceae.
UUGAUAAGAAACGUAUCUUGGUUAAUAUAUUUGAGAAUUGUUAAGAACUUCAUACAUGUUAGUCUGUGAUUGUUUGAUUAACUUUAACCCAACAAAAUAUUGGCUCUCCCAUUUAUCGUCUCUCUCCCGUUGCGAAGGAGAAGAUUUUUUGGCUUCUCCGAUCUCCCUCUCUUCUCUACAUCUCUCUCCCUCUCUUCUGAUCGGGUUUUACUGAUUCGAUAUCCACCGUAUUGUUGAUUUGAUCUGAUUGAACAUUGUUCUGGGCUUCAUUUUUUUCAGUUUGGCUCCUCCGAAUCUGAACGAUGCCUACUCUUCUUCAUCUACCUCCUCGCGGAUCCAUUUUUAGAGUCUCUCUCGCCGUUGAAUGCAUGCUUCUGUCCGUCUCUCUCAAGCUUGAAUUAUGCCGUCCGAUCAUUUUUCCGAGAAAGAGAAGCAUUAUUGAAGCUUAAGAUCUCUUGUGGAAAUGCCGACUCUACAAGUUCUCGCUGCUAUCGAAGAGCAAUCAGAUGGAGAGACUGGUCUUUCAGGCGAAUGUUAUCGUGGUAACCUCAUAUACAAGAUCGAGGUUUUCCUCAACUCGGGCAUAUUCAGAAGCUGGAAAGACUCGAUCAUUGUGCUUCAGACUACCAAAUCCCUUCUUCCAUGGUCUGAAGAUCUGAAGCUUAUGGAACCCAAUGCUAUUCGUAAAAUGCCAAAUAUCAGGGCACAAGGAUUAGGGUCUCUCUUGCUACUCGUGAUCUUGGUGGAAGUAAAACUACAAUGAAUCAACAGAAAAGACUUGUGUAUUUUUAUAUUUUAUCUUUGGCUCCUUAAUUACAACAUAAAUUUUUUUUUUAUUCUUAAAGAUCUUUAAUAGAUUUCUACCAAUGAAAGGGAGAAAAACUAAGAAGUUCUUAAAAGAUUUUUAAAAUGAAAUAGUAGAAAAUUUAUAUUUAAAAAUUGGUUAAGAACCUCAGAUAGAGUAUUACCAAUGGACAUGCUAACAACCCGCGUUUCGGAAAAUUAUAAAACCAAUAAAUAAGUCAACUGUCUUCUUAAUCUAACACACAUGCAUAUUAGAGGCAACGGAUGAGUUCAAGUGUGCAGGUAUUUGAUGCUCUCGCUCUGAUCCAUAAACAUAAAGUCAAAACAUUUGGCCGCUGUGUCCUUAGUUAACCGGUAGUCCGGUAUACCUUUGAGUUCAAUCUUUCUCAUGUCAUUGCUUUGCAGAUCAUAACAGAAAACGUGGAAGGGAGAAGAAAAAACCGCGGGUACGAAGAAAACUUUGCCACUUUGAGUUGUACCUUUGACCUUGAAUGUAAUAAUGUUGUUGUUGACCAAAUGGAGCUGAGAAGGCUGCAAAACCAGUGUCUUUCUCGACCAUUCCUUGUUCCCCGCAUCUUCCAGAACCCAUAAAUCCAUCAUGCCCUUGUCUCCAAGAUGGGUAUAGUCAAGAACAUUUGCUUUUCCACCAUACUCUAUGAGACUCACGGUCCUGUCGACCCCUUUAGGUAGCACAUUUUCGUCCGUGCGAGGUGCUGGGAUCAUUUUGAACUCUUCAGAUCUAAUGUCAAAGCUCACAACCACAUAUAUAUGCUGACCAAUCCGAGCCCGGUAAUAUAUAACACCAUUGAUAGAUAGUCCUCGACUGAUAGGAAGGUGAGGAGUACAAAAGUCCACUGCCUUUUUCCAAGAACCUCCAGGUUUUAGAACAAAGACCCAAUGCUCUGACGUUAUCGAAUGUUGUAAGGUUUCCGCAAUAGUGCAGAUUACUUUGUACUGGUCGUUAACGGGGUCGUAUCCGAAACAGAAGUGGAGGUUGUUCUUACCUUCUCCUGGACGUAUGGCGGGCAAUGUCACAAGUUGUCUGGUGGCAGGGUUAUAGAUUCGCGGCUUUCCCAAAAACGUGUAGCACAUAAAGCCGUGAAGAUUUUGGGUGACGAAGCAUUCCAUAGUCAGAUCAUGGUCAACAACAAAGGAAGACGGAGUACAAGUGUCUGGAGCCAAUGAUAGGAUAACAGAGUUACGGUAGUCGUUGAAUCUCAUCAGGGAUUUAACAGGCAGUUUCGUAAGAAUCUCCACCAUCACGUCCAUUGGAAUCUCCGGCGUGCAUCGUCUUCUCCUCCUCUUUCUCUCAAGUUGGAUCACCGCUAGACGGAAAGACAAACCCAUCCUCAAACACUAGUCUCCCUCGAUCGAGGUCACAACUUCACAAGACUUAUCUGCCAAUCCCUAAUCAUAUGGGAAAAUUG